UAUUGCUUCAUCUUCGCGGAAAAUAAAAGAAAAGAAAAAGAAGGAAAAUAUAAUUCUGUGUAUGCUUGGUCGGUUCGAUCAGCGAAGAGAGUUUAUUGUGCCUUUUUUGUGUGGAAAUAAGAAAAAAAAAAUUUAUAAAAGAAAAGUAGAUUUUCAUCUCUUCUGGGUGUAAAUUUCUUUUCAUAGACACGAGCUGAAACAGAAAUUCUUUUUGGAAGAGAUUUUAUACGAAGGAUUGAAGCUGAAUUGCGCACAUAAACUGAACAUUUGUUAAAAAGUGAAUAAGAAAAUUCGUAGAGAAAAUUUCCCAAGUGAAAUAGCAGCUUUCAAGGAGCUCAUAAACAAAUCGAAUUGUCAACAAGUCUACAUGCCGAUUGAACCAAAAUGGACUCAGCUCCAUCAAUGGUUCAUCGUGCCGGCGACACAUUAAUUGUACGUCGUGUAGUAAGCGGUGAACAAUUGGUUCUUGAUCAACGUGGUCAGGCAGUUCAAGAUAACAGUGAUAAUAACGCAUUAUUGGAUUUGAGAAAAGAUCCAAAAGAAGAUCGCAUUGGUGAUAAUAAUAAUAGUAGUAAUAGUAAUAAUCAGUUGCAACAAUCGCAAUAUCCAUUGCCAAUUUCAUUGCCAGCUGCUGUUGUUGCAGCCUUGACAUUACAGGCUGCUAAUUUUAAACUCGAUCAAAGUCGUGUUGAUAAUUUUCAGCAACAGCAACACGAACGACACGAUUUAGACGAUAAUUUGUCGGGAAAUAAAAGUGAUUCGGAUGCAAAUUUACCACAAUGUAAGAUAAAGAGAAAUUACUCGUGCAACAAUUGUCCAUUUUUUACACAAAAUCCAAGGAAAUUUCUUGUACAUUUGCGUGACGUUCACGGUGAAAAGAUUGUUAUAAACGAAUGUAAAUUUUGCUUGUACGCAUCAAGACAUUAUCAGAAGCUCGUGAGACAUAUGAAAAUGGUCCAUGGCUCCACCGAGGGAAUAAAUGAGCCUGGACAUUUUCGACGACGCGAGAAACGUAGACGUAUAAGUGCUGACGCAAGACAAAAACAAAUGCAUAAACAAAUGCCAAGUUAUUCACCAUCAUCAUCGACUAAUGCAGCAGUGGCAGCAGCAUCAAAAACUGUUGAUUUGAAUGCAAUUAAUCAAAUGCUUCAGUUACAGAAUCAACUCCAAUUGCAGUUACAAGCACAAUUACAGAAUCAGUAUCAAGAAUCUCUACCACAAGAUAUUCCAAGUGAUGACGAAAUGGCCAGUUUAGAUAUAUCUAUGAAUAUCUCACCAAAUGGCACAAAAGUUUUUAAAUGCAUUCUCUGUGAAUUUUCAUCAAUGGAAGAGGCACAAUUAAUUCAACAUGAGAAGGAUGAGCAUGCUGGCACGAAAUUUUAUCGAUGCAAAAAAUGCUCGUAUGUUACACACAUAAGUGCACGUUUUAAUAAACAUGUCAAAUAUCAUUCAAUGCCCAUGAUAAAAUGUGCUCUAUGUGAUUUUAGAACUCCGUACAAAUGGAAUCUUGAUCGACAUAUGAAAAAUCAUGGCGGAAAUGGACCAUUUAAAUGUUCAGUCUGUAAUUUUACAGCUGACAUUAAGCAAAGUUUGACUGUACAUGAAAUGAAUCAUCAUAUACCACCACUAGCAAACAGUAUGGAUAUAGAACGAACAAUUGACGAUACACCACCAGAGAAUAUUAACAUAUUUGAUAUGUUUGCCAUCUCUAAUAUAAUGCAAAAUAACGAUCACUAUUUCCAGAAUGAAUCGUCAAAUUCAAAAGAUGAUCAACGAUCAAAUCCAAGUCCUGGAUGUAAACGAAAGAAGCCAAUGCCACCAUUAAUUCCAAUUAAAAUGACGCCAGGUAGCACAUCGGCAAUGAAUCACGCAUCAAGUAAUAAAUCAGAUUCUGAUGGGAAUCAAUCGAGUGCUGAAGAAGGCAUUGAAUCUGACUUACAGCAAUAUAAAAUCAUCACAUCAUUAUUAUCCAAGCCAGAAUUAAGCGUCGAGAGUGUCAAUAAAAGUGGAACGAAUGACAAUCUUGCGAAAUUAAAAAAGAAAAGUUCAUUCUUUGAUAUGCUGCGGAAGAACUUAAUUGAGGGCAACGCGACAGGAAGUGAAGAUAAAAAUCUUGUUUGUAAAUGUAGUUAUGAGGCAAAGACGCUAUCGGAUCUUAUAAUUCACCAGAAAGCGUGUGGAAAACAGUCGGAAUCAUCACAUUCGCAAUUAUUCGGAUCCACUCGUUGUCAUUACUGUCGUCUUCGUUUUAAGACAAGUCAUGAUUUAAUGGCACACAUAUUAAAAUGUCCCGGUGCACAAAUUGAAUUGCUCGAAUCAUCAUCAGAAGCCAAUGGUGAUGAAAAGAUGACGCCAAUUGAUGACUAUAUGAGUGAUGAAGCAGCAAUUGACAAUCCAAAUGAGCGCCAUCCAAUGGAAAAUCGAGUUUUCAUUUGGAAUCAAUUGCCGAAAUCGAAGAAGGAGCCAUCAGAAACAAAUGAUGAUCAAACACUUGCAUCGGAUAAAAAUGAUGAUUCAGACGAUAAUAAUUUGGUCGUAAAUGAGGAUGAUGAUUUACCGGAACCGCCAAAUUUAACAGACAGUGAAUAUUUAGGCGUAGAAUCAGCACCAGGCUAUGGUGAAAUUACAAAGAAAAUUGAAGCUGGAGACGAUAUAAUUAAUACAGCCAUGAAGAAAGUUUUCAAAUGUCCACAUUGCUCGUUUUGGGCAUCAACAGCAUCACGUUUUCAUGUUCAUAUUGUUGGACAUUUGAAUAAGAAACCAUUUGAAUGUUCAUUAUGUGCAUAUCGUUCAAACUGGCGUUGGGAUAUUACAAAGCAUAUUAGGCUAAAGUUAUUGCGUGAUCCACAACAUGGAGAAGCUAAAGUUCUAAUGAAUGAUGAAACUGGACGUCGGAAUUAUUCAAAAUACAAUAGAUAUAUAACAUUGAUGAGAGUCAUGGAUAAGAAACACGAUGGAAAGCUUUCAAAAUCUGGAAUAUUAAACUAUUCUCCAAAAUCAUCGCUCGUCCAAGAAAAUAAUGUACAAUCGCCUCCAUCAUCAGCAUCAACACCAUUGUCUGUUUAUUCAGAUCCAGCAUUAAAUUUAACAGCAUCAACAGGCUCAUCACAAUUAAGUUCAAUGCUUUUGGAACAUCUGUCAAAGGACAUGACAUUCUUAAAGAAUCUUCAGAAUUUGCAGAGUCUCAAUAUGGUUGCAGCAUUAAAUACACAAAAUUUGUUGCAACAUCAACAGCAACAGCAACAACAAGCGGCUCAAGAAGCACAAGAUUCACAAGAAAAGCAUAAGGAAUCAGCUGAAAAGAAGACCCACUUCAAGUGCAAAAAGUGUAACUUUAAGCAUGGCGAUCGUGAGGUUGUUCUAGAGCAUGUGAAGACACAUUAUCGUGACGAUGGAACGCCACAAGAUAGAACCGUUGCAACACAACAAAGUCAGCAAACACAGCAAGCUUCAAAUGCUACCGAACUGGCUCCACCGCCUCCCAUACCAAUUCAAAUGCCAUUCCAGAUUAUGAGCAACUUGCUAAAUGGUCAUACGUCGGGUACAUCAAAUGUUCAUAAUCGAAAUCUUAUAACACUUGGUGGUGGUGGUAAUACCAAUCAAGCUAGCAAUCAAAAUCCGUCAAAUACACACCAAACACUCAAUUUCAAUUCUCAAAACACUCUUUUGACACCGGCGUCAUCUACUAAUGACGUUAAUAGAAAUAAUAACGGUAUGCCGGAGACGAAUUCGACGAAUAGUAAUAAUAAUUCGUUGAAAGGCUCUUUUCGUUGCGGGCAUUGUGGUCAAAUUUCUAACUGGAAGCAUGUUAUUCAGCGUCAUUGCCGUUUAAAGCACAAUGGGGACAUUCGCAUCGAGGUGGCUGGUCAGAAAAGCGAUAAAGUCGUCGUUCGUAAUCCCCAGCAACAGCAAUCCAACCAACAACAACAGCACCAUAACUUUCUUCAAGCCACAACAUCAUCAUCAGCGGCAUUGCCAACAACAGUUUCGUUGCAUGAAGGAUUGCACACACAAUUGACCGCAUCAAAUGUUGAUAAUGGCUUUAAACCAAUCAUACUUCCACAACGAAUGCCUACACUUGUUAUGACACCGACCACAUCAGGCAUUACCACAAUCAUGUCUCCACCGACGACAACGGAAAUGGCACAUCAAUUAGUCGACAAUCAAAAUAAAGAAAUUUCACUAGCAUCAAUGUUAAAAGUAGAGAUAAAUAGUGUUGAGGAUCACGAUAAGGUUGAGAAUGAGAUACCAACAAAUACAAUUUUUGUGCCACAAGGAAUACAAGGACUCACAUCCGGUGAUGCCACAACACUCAUCCUAAAUCAAUUUGGACAGAAAGCAAAGCGCUAUAAGUGCGAGAUGUGUCCAUAUGAAACAGAUUCCAAAUCACAAUUCCAAUAUCAUUCGUCAUUUCAUAAGCCUAGUCGAAAUGAGAGUUACCAGUGUAAAUAUUGUUCGUAUAAUGUCAGUAAACGUCAUUUAUUAAAUCAACAUAUGAAGAUGCAUGCAGCAAGUGGAACUAAUAUAGGUGAUGAUUUGAACGAGUUGCAAGGAAAUGUAUCAAAUCAUGAGCAGCCGACAGUAGAGCAGCAACUUACGACGGCUACAGAGAAAUAUAUGCAUUUUUGCUCAAUGUGUCCAGCACGUUACUUGUCAUUGCGUGAGAUAUUAAAUCAUGUCAAACUGCAUGAAGUCUCAGCUACUCAUAAAUGCGAUUAUUGUUCAUUCUCAUCGUCCGAUGACUCAAAUGUGAAGGCACAUAGUGCUGUACAUACGUCAUAUUAUCAAGAGAAAACGAAAGAGUUUAUGGCAAAAUAUAAACAAGCGCAAGACUACCCAAAUCCUGAAUUAUAUCCCAUCAAGCAUGGAUUUGAUGAUGCUGGAGCUAGUGAUGAUGUUUGGGUUGUUAAGAAUGACAAGAAAAAGACUCAAGAUGCUGAGACAAGUCCAACUGACGAGAAUAAAAUUGAUGAAAAAUGUCUCUACUGUCCAUUCCAAGCUACAUCUUUGGACGUACUCAAAAAUCACUUGCAAUAUCAUUUUGCAAUUAGUAACGUUAAUCGAGUUCAUAAAUGUGAACAUUGUGAUUUCUCAGUCGAAACUGCUGAACGUCUUCAAGAGCACAGCGAGCUCCACUUUGCAUUUUUAAAGAACGGUACCAAAUCACUCGACAUCUUCACAUCAUUCUGUGGACUUGAAUUAAAUGCAACCAAAAUUAAUACAAACUCAAAUGACGCUAAUAAUAAUGUGAAUGGUGAAAAUAUAAUUUUUAAAGAGAAAGAUGUUAAAAUUGAUAGUGAUUCUGAUAGUGAACGAAAAGAUAAAGUUAUCAUUGAUGUUUAAGCUUUAGGAGGAAAUAAUAAUUACGAUAAUAAGUUCUUUUUUAGUUUUGGGUCAAGUGUUGAAGUUUAGUUCUGAGUGGAUGGAAAAUUUAUUCAUGCAGAGGAUAUGAGACCAUAACCAAUAUAAAUGGAUUAUAAUGUUAACCGUAGACCAAAUAUGUUGCCAUAAUUUGCAUAUUAGGAUGACAGAUGCUGAAUUUUGGGUAAUCCUUUCAAUAAUUGCGUCAAGUUAUGUGAAUUCAGUGCUUGGCUACAGGAAUUAUUAUUUGUUAUGGUUUAAAAUAAUGCAGAGACUUGCUCAAUUGUGUUUACAGAAGUUUGUAGGAAGAAACUAGUAAAGGAGAUGCUCUUAGAGCUAAAUUCUUCAAAAUUCAGUUUUUAAACUCUUGUAGGACUAAGAAUAUCAAUUUAAACUUAAAAACUUUAAACAUAAAAAGCCCAAGAACUUUAAAAUCCCCUAGCUACGCAUCUGAUGCAAAUUGAAGAGAAUUUAAAACCAACUUUGAAUUUCACACUUCCAUAAGAACCUCAAAGCAUGCCUCACAUUAUUGUCAACACAUUCUUCCUCAAAUAAUCCAUAACAAAAAGUCCAAAUUGUAGUUUCAAGAGAUAUCCCAAUUGAAAAUAUCUCAAGGCUAAUUGAAAAUCAAUCAAUGUGAAAGUUAAUUGAGAAUGGUCAAAGCUCUACUGUAGAUAGAUUACAAAGUACGUCUGUGAUGUUUGCAAACUUAACAACAACACAUUGUAUAUAGCCAGUAGAGCAUUUUAAGAGGCUUACAAGCAAUUUUCCAUCUGAAAUUUCUGAACAACUUGUUAUAGCUAUG
Messenger RNA from Chironomus riparius, 6166 nucleotides. The record is from the annotation of a GenBank genome assembly. Lineage: Eukaryota; Metazoa; Arthropoda; Insecta; Diptera; Chironomidae.